GUUUAGAAACGCGACUGUUUACAUGGGCGACUUUUAGCUGGAACAUGUCGAGACAAGUGCCCAAACCAAAACAGUGCUAAACUUUACUUUAAAACGCGAAACUACCAGUUACGCGUCUUCUUUUGUCACUAAUACCAUCGCUCUGUGCUUCCGUUGUGUUGAAACCGCAAGAAUGUUCGUUUUGAGCCGCGUUUUGUUCUGUGGAGGCGUCAUGGUCCCUGAACGCACCUCCCUCACUGUGUGUCAAUUCUCCGUUGUUCACCGCCUCACAUCCCCCAGGAAAAACAGUCCCUACAGCUCUGUGGACAGUGAGCGCUAUUCCUCUCUUGUAAAAUCCGUCAUGUCCUCCCGGAUCAGCUCUCAGACACCAGAAAGCCUUCAGGCUGAAGACGAUCAGGUGUAUGGACCGGUUGUCAAAGCGCAGAUGCCUUCACGGAAUGAACCCAGGGUACCGAAAAUACUCUAUUCUCUCUUAAACUCUGAACGAGCUAUAGAAACUGAGGAUCCAGAGACCGGACCACCAACCCGGAUUAUGUUAAAUCGGGGACAGGGGAGACCGUUUGUCCCGAGUGUGACUCGCAUUCUUCAGCAGACCCUUUCUCCAGAGCAGAGCUUCUACCUGGAGAGAUGGAAGAGGAGGAUGAUCGCUGAGCUUGGGGAGGAAGGCUUCAAGGCAUACAGCCAGAAUCUUUUCAAACAAGGGAAAGAUUUCCAUGCAGCUCUGGAGGGCAUUCUGACCUCUGCCGAAACAUGGAAAAGUGGGAAUCUCUUGGAGACAUCAGAGUUUCCUCCUGAAGUACAAGGAUACGUCCAAAGCAUCUCUCACGUAUUAGAGGACGUCAGAGCAGUGAGGGCCAUUGAAAGCACUGUGCAGCACAGUGCCCUGAAUUACUUGGGAAUUGUGGACUGUGUUGCUCGCUACAAGGGUGUGUUGUGUGUUAUAGAUUGGAAAACUUCGGAAAAACCCAAACCAUUCCUCAGCAACACCUAUGACAACCCUCUUCAAAUAGCAGCAUAUGCUGGGGCUCUGAACAGUGAUGACAACUACAAAUACCAGGUUGAAAAUGGGCUUAUUGUUGUUGCCUACAAAGAUGGCACACCGGCUCAUGCUCACCAGGUGAACGCAGAGCUGAUGUCAGAGUACUGGAAAACAUGGUUAUUACGUCUUGAAGAUUUCAGGGAACCCAGAUCAAGUGCUUCAUCAAGUCCAUCUCCUGAAAAGUGAGACGUGUCAAGAGAUCAGCAGCGACAAAGCUCCAGCUUGAUAACUGAAGCCUGAAAUAGAAACUAAAAAAUUAGAAAUCUUUUUUCUAUUUUCUAUUUAUUCUCAGAUCUUAUUGUUUUUGAAACAAAUGCAAAUAAUGUGCUCACACCUUGUAAUUAUGAUUUUUUUUUUAUGUUUCAACUAAUAUA
Molecule: messenger RNA, 1413 nt
Organism: Cyprinodon variegatus (sheepshead minnow)
Lineage: Eukaryota; Metazoa; Chordata; Actinopteri; Cyprinodontiformes; Cyprinodontidae
Gene: mgme1
Product: mitochondrial genome maintenance exonuclease 1
Exons: 5
Coding region: 173-1225 (350 amino acids)
Biological process (GO): mitochondrial DNA replication
Cellular component (GO): mitochondrion
Molecular function (GO): single-stranded DNA exodeoxyribonuclease activity
Source: RefSeq, a predicted model, not a curated record